CAGGCCUCUAGGAAGGUAUGGCCUCACAAGUCUUGGUCUACCCACCGUAUAUUUAUCAAACUCAGUCAAGUGCCUUUUGUAGUGUGAAGAAACUCAAAGUAGAGCCAAGCAGUUGUGUAUUCCAGGAAAGAAACUAUCCACGGACCUAUGUGAAUGGUAGAAACAUUGGAAAUUCUCAUCCUCCCACGAAGGGUAGUGCUUUUCAGACAAAGAUGCCAUUUAACAGACCUCGAGGACACAACCUUUCAUUGCAGACAAGUGCUGUUGUUUUAAAAAGCACUGCGGGUGCUACAAAGGUUAUAGCAUCUCAGGUGCAGCAAACUCAAGUGGAGGCACCUCAGAUUGGGGCGUGGCGACACAGGUUGAAUUUCCUAGAAGGCCCCCAGCGAUGUGGAUUGAAGUGCAAGAGUGAGGCGUUGGAUAAUCAUAGCGCAAUGCAGAUUGUGGAUGAGUUGUCCAUACUUCCUGCAAUGUUGCAAACCAACAUGGGAAAUCCAGUGACAGUUGUGACAACUACCACAGGAACAAAACAGAAUUGUACCACUGGGGAAGGUGACUAUCUACAGCAUGAAGUCUUAUGCUCCAUGAAAACUACUUAUGAAGUCCUUGAUUUUCUUGGUCAAGGCACUUUUGGCCAGGUAGUCAAAUGCUGGAAAAGAGGGACAAAUGAAAUUGUAGCAAUCAAAAUUUUGAAGAACCACCCUUCUUAUGCACGUCAAGUUGAGAUAGAAGUGAGCAUACUAGCAAGGCUCAGUACUGAAAACACUGAUGAAUAUAACUUUGUACGAGCUUAUGAAUGCUUUCAGCACCAUAACCAUACUUGUUUAGUCUUUGAGAUGCUGGAACAAAACUUGUAUGACUUUCUGAAACAAAAUAAGUUCAAUCCUCUGCCACUAAAAGUAAUUCGACCCAUUCUUCAGCAAGUGGCCACUGCACUGAAAAAAUUGAAAAGUCUUGGUUUAAUUCACACAGACCUCAAACCAGAGAAUAUUAUGUUGGUGGAUCCUGUUCGACAGCCAUAUAGGGUUAAAGUAAUAGACUUCGGGUCUGCCAGUCACGUAUCAAAGACUGUUUGUUCAACAUAUCUGCAAUCUCGGUACUACAGAGCUCCAGAGAUUAUAUUGGGGUUGCCAUUUUGUGAAGCCAUAGACAUGUGGUCACUGGGAUGUGUGAUUGCAGAAUUAUUCCUUGGAUGGCCUCUCUACCCAGGAACCUUGGAGUAUGACCAGAUUCGAUACAUUUCUCAGACUCAAGGUUUACCAGGAGAACAGUUGUUAAAUGUGGGUACAAAAUCCACAAGAUUUUUUUGCAGAGAAGAUAUCUCUCAUUCUGGUUGGAGAUUAAAGACACUGGAAGAACAUGAGGCUGAGACAGGAAUGAAGUCUAAAGAAGCCAGAAAGUACAUAUUCAACAGUCUGGAUGAUAUAGUGCAUGUGAACACAGUGAUGGAUUUGGAAGGAAGUGAUCUUUUGGCUGAGAAAGCUGAUAGAAGAGAAUUUGUUAGUCUGUUGAAAAAAAUGUUGCUAAGAAUUACUCCAGCAGAGACUUUGAACCAUGCUUUUGUUAAUAUGAAACAUCUUCCAGAUUUCCCGCAUAACAACCAUGUAAAGUCCUGUUUUCAUAUUAUGGAUAUUUGUAAGUCCCAUCCGAAUUCAUGUGACACAAAUAAUCACAAUAAAACUUCACUCUUGAGACCAGUUGCUCCAAGCAGUACUGCUAAUCUGACAGCAAAUUUUACUAAAAUUGGCACAUUAAGAAGUCAGGCAUUAACCACAUCUGCUCAUUCAGUUGUGCACCAUGGGAUUCCUCUGCAGGCUGGAACUGCUCAUUUUGGUUGUGGUGAUGCUUUUCAGCAGACACUGAUUAUCUGUCCACCAGCUAUUCAAGGUAUUCCUGCAACACAUGGUAAACCCACUAGUUAUUCAAUAAGGGUAGAUAAUACAGUACCCCUUGUAACACAGGCCCCAGCCAUGCAGCCACUACAGAUCCGACCAGGAGUUCUUUCUCAGACAUGGUCUGGUAGAACACAGCAGAUGCUGGUACCUGCCUGGCAACAGAUAACACCCAUGGCUCCUGCUAUUCCAUUAGCUUCUGAGGGCAUGGCUGGUUCACAAAGGCUUGGAGACUGGGGGAAAAUGAUUUCACACAGCAAUCGUUACAGCUCAGUGAUGCCACAACCUCUUCUAACCAAUCAGAUCACCUUAUCAGCCCCUCAGCCAAUUAGUGUGGGCAUCGCACAUGUUGUGUGGCCUCAACCUGCCACCACCAAGAAAAAUAAACUGUGCCAGAACAGGAGUAAUUCAUUGCAGAAUACCAAUAUCCCACAAUCAGCAUUUAUUUCUCCAAAGAUAGUAACUGGGAAAGAUGUUGAGGAAGCAAGUUGCAUAGAAACACAGGACAAUCAUAACUCAGAAGGAGAGGCAAGAAAUUGUUGUGAAACUUCUAUCAGGCAGGACUCUCAUUCAUCAGUUUCAGAUAAACAGCGGCAAACCAUCAUCAUCGCUGACUCCCCGAGUCCAGCGGUGAGUGUGAUCACCAUUAGCAGUGACACUGAUGAGGAAGAGUCGUCACAGAGACAUUCGCUCAGAGAAUGUAAAGGUAAUCUGGAUUGUGAAGCUUGCCAGAGCACUUUGAAUAUUGAUCGGAUUUGUUCAUUAAGUAGUCCUGAGAGUACUCUGAGUACCAGCUCCUCAGGGCGGUCCAGCCCAUCCCCUUGCAAGAGACCGAACAGUAUGUCAGAUGAAGAACAGGAAAGUAGUUGUGAUACUGUGGAUGGCUCUCCAACAUCAGACUCUUCAGGAUAUGGCAGUCCGUUUGCAGAGAGCAGUUUUGUGGCAGAUACUCAUCAAAAUACAGAACUGGUAACCUCUGCUGACACAGAAACCAAACCAGCUGUUUGUACUGUUGUGGUGCCACGAAUGGGACUAGAAAAUGGAUUAAAUGCCGAUGAGCAUAUGGCAAACACAGAUUCUAUAUGCCAGCCAUUAAUAAAAGGACAAUCUGCUCCUGGAAGAUUAAACCAGCCUUCCACGGUAGGUAAUCGUCAGCAAAAAUUGACAUCAGCAUUCCAGCAGCAGCAUUUGAACUUCAGUCAGGUUCAGCACUUUGGAUCUGGGCAUCAAGAAUGGAAUGGAAACUUUGGACAUCAAAGGCAGCAAGCUUAUAUCCCUACUAGUGUUACUAGUAAUCCAUUCACUCUUUCUCAUGGAAGUCCUAAUCACACAGCUGUGCACGCCCAUCUGGCUGGAAAUACGCACCUCGGAGGACAGCCUACUCUACUUUCAUACCCAUCACCAGCUGCCCUCAGCAGUGCUGCCCCAGUGGCCCACCUCUUAGCCUCUCCGUGUACCUCAAGACCUAUGUUACAGCAUCCAACUUAUAAUAUCUCCCAUCCCAGUGGCAUGGUUCACCAAGUCCCAGUGGGCAUAAAUCCCCAUCUGUUACCAUCCCCAACCAUUCAUCAGACUCAGUACAAACCAAUCUUCCCACCACAUUCUUACACUGCAGCAUCACCUGCAUAUACUGGAUUUCCACUGAGUCCAACCAAACUCAGCCAGUAUCCAUAUAUGUGAAAAUUCAAGAGUAUAUUGAGGAAGCUCAAUGAUAUAAACAUUUGAUUAAAAAUAAAACAUGGUAUUUAAUAAAUAUUAGCCAUGGCACAAGAAAAUUAUUUUUGAAUCAUGUAGACUUGGGUGCAAUUUAAACAACUUUGAGCUUUAAAAAAAACCUCACUUUUAAUGUGUUUUGCACAUUUGGUAUAACUUGUCUUUGGUCAUGUUAUCUUCUUAUGUAGUAACUCUAGGCAGGUGACUUAUGGGAGCAGAAGUCCAGUUUUGCUCCCUCUAUUUUUUUUUAUAAAAUUGCCUUCUAACUAGUGCAAGACACGUCUAUAUUUGGGAAGCCAUUCUGUGUACAGACUUAGAGCAACAGAUGCACAUAUGUCAGAAUUACAGCAUACAAGUGAAUUGUAUUAUCUGUGUCUUAGUGUAUAAAUGUUGGGUCACUUACCUAAGAAACUGAGCUAUUGUUCUUUACAUUUGCAUGUGUCUUUGCAUGGGCAAAAUGUUGCCUAGACUUUGCUCUUAAAUGUUGUUCUAAUAAUCUCAGCUGCAUUGUAAACCGUUCCCACACAUAGUGCCUUAAAUAUUUGAGGUUGUUAAUGUUAUUACUAUAUAUAAAUGUUGAGGACUGCAGCACUUAAAGUUCAGACUUACUCUUUAGUUUCCUUUGAUGGAGUAAUGUUCAUUUUUGGUUUUGUGUGGUACGAUUUCAGGUUGUAGCUGUUUUUUCCUUCCUAAGAGGGCAGCAGGUUUGCUAUAGCUGAAUUCUGCUGUCUUGAUUUUUCAGAAUGAUCUAGCUUCAAGAAAAGCAAGCAGGUAGUAGUGCUUAAGAAAAAUUGAUUCAGUAUCUAAUGGAUAGUUGAUACCUGUCACAACACAGCAUUUUAUAUACUGUUAAGUGAAACUGCAAUGCAAUCUAAGUUUAUUUUGGGACUGUUAGCUGUAUAAUUGGAUUUAAUAAAAUGUUUAGAGAUGCAGUACAGUAGGCAUGACUUUGAGUAGAUAAUGAAAGAAAAUGCAAAAUGCUCAUUGAUUCAUGAUGUGGUUUCAUCCUAGCUUGGGCAAACCAUGCAGUAUUUAAUAAAUAGUAGCAGAAUAUU
Kogia breviceps (pygmy sperm whale) is the source of this 4660-nucleotide messenger RNA. Its product is annotated as homeodomain-interacting protein kinase 3-like. Gene Ontology annotation, cellular component: nucleus; cytoplasm; PML body. Lineage: Eukaryota; Metazoa; Chordata; Mammalia; Artiodactyla; Physeteridae. The record is from RefSeq and is a predicted model, not a curated record. Gene Ontology annotation, biological process: peptidyl-threonine phosphorylation; peptidyl-serine phosphorylation. Gene Ontology annotation, molecular function: protein serine/threonine kinase activity; protein tyrosine kinase activity; ATP binding.